This is a messenger RNA of Arabis nemorensis, 798 nucleotides long. NCBI's taxonomy places the organism in Eukaryota, Viridiplantae, Streptophyta, Magnoliopsida, Brassicales, Brassicaceae. The record is from the annotation of a GenBank genome assembly.
AUGGCGAGCUUUCGAUGCAUUCGCGAGCUGAGCCGCCGCGCUACGACGGUUCUCUCUAUCAAUCAGACGCGUUCGAUCUCUUCGUUUUCUGGGUUUGAGGUUUCCGGGAGUAGCAUUUCUCACGGGACUGUGAUUUCGAAUCGAUCUGUCACUAGGGAUUUGCGAUGGUACAGUCUUUGGUAUCGCUCGCAAGAUCGUUGUUUCUCUUCGAAUACGAAGGGUAGUGAUGAUGAUGAAGAUGAAGAAAGCAGCGAAGGAGAGGAGGAUUAUGAGGAUUCGGCGGAGUGGAAAGUAGAAAGGGAAUAUUCACCGGCGGAGAAAGUGGAGGAAGCGGCGGAGAUUGGGUAUAAGGUGAUUGGUCCUCUUAAACCUAAGGAGCGACUCUUCAAACACUAUGAACCAGUUUUUGCCGUUGUUCAGAUUGGUUCGCAUCAGUUCAAAGUAAGCAAUGGGGACUCCAUUUUCACUGAGAAGUUGAAAUUCUGUGACAUAAACGAUAAGUUGAUCUUGACCAAGGUUCUUCUAUUGGGCUCAGCAAGCCAGACGAUUAUCGGUCGACCUAUCUUGCCAGAUGCGACUGUUCAUGCUGUAGUUGAAGAGCAUGCAUUGGAUGAAAAAGUGCUCAUUUUCAAAAAGAAACGAAGGAAGAAUUAUAGGAGAACAAGAGGACAUCGACAGGAAUUAACAAAGUUGAGAAUAACCGAUAUACAAGGAAUUGAGAAACCAGAACCGAAGAUUGUCCAUAAGCCUUCCAAAGCAGCGGAUACAGAGCAAGCGAAAGUUGAGAUAGUUACUUAG